Messenger RNA from Owenia fusiformis, 2665 nucleotides. The record is from the annotation of a GenBank genome assembly. Lineage: Eukaryota; Metazoa; Annelida; Polychaeta; Sabellida; Oweniidae.
AACAGAUCCCAAAAAUAGACCCAUUACAUUUACAGCUGUGGCGAUAGUUGCAUAUUGAUUAGGAAUUAAAUGGAUGUCUCUAAAGGCAUUCAUAAAAUUGAUCAGUAAAAUUGGUCUCUAUCAAAACACUUUUGCCAGAAACAGACCCCAUAAACAGACAGAUUACAUAUUACAUUAGAGUGAGCCGUACAUGAAGCUGUAAGUAUGAAGAGAACAAUAAGUGAUUUUGCAAGUAACACCACCGCACAUGGUUGGGGAAAUGUCACCCAAAGAACAUCAACAUUAGGUAAGACCCUCUGGAUUGGCCUUUGUCUGGGUUGUACAGCUGUGGCAAUAUGGCAGGUGAUAACGAUCGUCCUGCGAUAUGGGACAUUUGACACAAGGGACAGAAUCAUUGUAAAGAAUGGAGACAUUGUAUUUCCAUCAGUCACUCUGUGUCCUUUAGUUGGAAUGCCAGAAUCAGCGUAUCAUCAGCUUAUGCAAGAUACCAUAGAGGGAAAACGAGAAGCCAUUCCAAUUUUAGAACUAAGUUACCUUUUACAAAAUUUCUCAGAUUAUUUAGACAAUAAUAUCUCACAAAGUGCUAAUUCAGAGAAACUGGAAUUUUAUGAAGACUUUCACACUCAGCUGUAUUCCUUUCAAGGUUUAUUUGACAAUAGUAAAGAGGCAGUUCAAGCCUACAGCCAUAAACAAGAGAAUUUUAUCCCAGUAUGUGUGUAUCAAGGAAAGUCAUGUUUGAAGUCAGACUUCUCCACUUUAGACCAUAAUGAACAUUAUACAUGCUUUACAUUCAAUGGAGGCAACACAACUAUUAAUAAACCUAGCACAAAGAUCAAAGGCCCAAAAGGUGGACUGUCUUUGACUUUGUACCUUGAUGCGAUUGAAAGUUCUCUGAUAUACAAUCCAAACUAUCCAACCAGCGGUAGUCAAGGAGUAAGAGUUGUAAUACAUGAAAAGGGGACCCUGCCUGACCCAGAAAAUGAUGGUUUUGAUAUUGAGCCAGGACAUUCGAUCAGUGCAGCAUUGUCUGUCAAUGAAAGACAACUAAUGAAAGCACCUUGGGGUGAAUGCGCUGAUCACGACUCUGAGGCCUAUGGAGCUUUUAAAUAUACAAAAAAUCAUUGCCUCAUGAAAUGCCUGCAGAAAACCAUCUAUGAAACAUGUGGUUGUGUCAAAUCCUCUUUACCAGUCGAUGAUGACAUGGCUCAAACAAAAUAUUGUCUAAAACUUCACAUAAAUGAAUGGCUAAAACUUAAUUCCAAUGAGUACAAUCUAACUAUAAUUCAGAAUGACUUGGAGCAACUUCGAUGCCAAAAUCAUUUUUCAUUGUCAGAAUUCGUGGGCCAAGAUCAGUGCCGAUGCCAGGAAAAGUGUGUGUACCAAUCGUAUGAAAUGACACUCUCUCAAUCAGUGUGGCCAUCAGAAGGGACAGAGAUAGACGUGUACUGUCGAUCACUCAUGAACAUGGACAACUACAUUAACUCUAGCAUAUAUAAUACCUAUCAUGAUGUUUUCCCCGAAUACUGUGCUCAUACAAAGUCAAUGGAAGAAACACAGAUACUCAGAGACACACAAGGAAAAAAACUACGGAAAAAUGUUGUUCGUUUAAAUGUGUAUUUUAAAGACCUAGACACGAAGAUAACCCAGCAGGCUGAAGACUUCACAAUUAACUCUAUGAUCUCAGAAAUAGGGGGAAGUUUUGGAUUCUUUAUUGGUAUGUCUAUCAUAACGAUUGCUGAAGUGAUCCUUUUGUGUUGGAACAUUGCUCAGGUGGUUAGAAAGAGGAUGGUAAUAUUACCAACACAUCAGGAGAAGGAUGUGGCAAAUAAAAAUGCCUGGGUAGAUAUGGCGUGAAAAGGUGAUUAAAUGUGACUCAAUUUCAUUUUACAUGUAUAGGAGUCUUAUAUGGUGUGAAUAAUCUGAUUACAAAAGAUCAUAUUAAUUACUACAUUUUGACCCACCCAGCUUCCCUAUUCAAGGAUCUUGGUAUUCUCAACAUAUUUGAAGUGAACAAAUUUAAUAUUGCAAUGUUCAUGUUUAAUCUGAAAAGGGCAAUGAUAAAUUCUCAACUAUAUCAGAAGUAAAGGUACUAAAAAUGAUUCAGUUCACUCUUACAACACUCCUAGAAAAAAUGAUUUUCAUCUCAGAAAGUUAGCAGUUUCUCAAUCAAUUAUCACAGCCCUCUUAUCUGGAAUGCAAUACAUGUACAGCGCGUUCAAUAAGUAUUGCUAAUUUUGCUGUAACUUUUUUUAUCUUGCUAUUUUCUUCAUUCAAUACUCUUAUUGAACGCCAAAAUUGAACUUAUUGAUAACAUUAAAAUAUCUGACUCAAUAAUAAAUUCUAAGAAGCAUUUCAAAUCUGAACUGCUAAAAUAUAAUAUUUAGCUUCAAGUCCAAAAUACUCUGUUUCAUUUAAGUGAAUUUAUUUUACUAGCAUCUUGAGCCACAUCAACUAUGAAACAAUCGUCACUAUCGUAUAUAAUCAUUAGGAAGUAUAGUCUGUUAGUAUCUUAUCUAAUCAUGUAUACAGUAGCUUUAUUACAUCUUUUACUGCGUAUUUUUGAAGCACAUGAUACUUCUUUUAAAUGCCAUUGUGAUGUCUUAGAUUGUGACAUGUUGCAUGUUUUGUAUAUAUUUUAAUGAAAAAUAAAUAAAUAAGAUUUAAA